CUCAAAAAAGAUUUUCAAAGUAAAAAAAUACGCACAGCGAAGCGCACACGUCGCUCUCCCGGCUGCGCUGCGACGAAAGCGUCCAAGAACUGUUCCCGACCAAUUGCUGCUUGUGUGUGUGUGUUUUUUUUGGUGGCCCCAGUGCAAGCUCGACACAGUGAAACAGCGUUGAAAGUGGUGCAAAGUGCAAUAUCGAGAAAAAUUAAUCUAGAAAAAAACGAACUUAAAACAAGAUGCUAACGAGCUCUUGCUAAGGAAAGCGUUCGGUUCGCUGUUGCACCGUUUGUAGGCGUUUUUUUGCUUAGUGUGUGUGUGUGUGUGAAGAUGCAGGGAAUGUUGCCGUGCAUCUUGGUUUUUGUACAUAAUAAGAAGGAAAAUGUGUAAUUCACCUAUUAUCCAAUAAGAAAAAGCGUUAAAAAUCAUCCUUCUUAAGAGGUCCCCACCUCCAGUAAGAACGGACAAGUGUAUGUGGGUCGCGUGUCCCCCCCUGAUCAUCAACGGCAGCAGCAGCAUCGCCGUCAUCAUCAGCAUAAUGCACAUUCCAGGGUAAUUAUGCGAAGGAAAAGCCCCCGCUCGGAGCUCUCGAACGCAGCGCGCAACGGAUCGGUCGUGGAAGUGCCAGCACGAUGAUGGGGUAAACAACAGUUCACACAACAACCCUCGGUGCCCCGUUUACGCAAAUAAAGCUGUCCCGUGGAAUGUCUCUGUGCGGGAAAAGAGAGUGAGAGAGAAAGAGGCCACUGUGAAUGGGAAAGAGGCAAGAGGUGUUUUCCAUGCCUAUGCAAUAAGAAUCAAUACACAAGACGGGACGGGGGCGUGCAAGAAAGAGGGAAUGAUUAAAUGUGCAAUAAAGUGAUAGGAGAUAACUAAAUAAAAAACGGGGCAAAGCAAUGCAAGCAAAGCCUACUCGAGGUGGCCCUUUAACCAUCUAAGCUGUCUGUGUUUGUGUGUGUGUGUGUAGGUGGGCCUGGGAAGUGUUUCCCACUGUGAAGGUCGCCUUUCAAGUGUGUGUGUUAGUGUGUGUCUUGAAAAAACAAGGAGGCUGUGUCCGAAAGUACACACCAAAAAAAAGGUGAAUCCUUAGUUUUUGGAAAGGGUCAAAGAAGAAGAAGCAGAAACCCCAAAAAAGCCUUUUGAGUGUUCUGUUCCGAAGAAUUUCCAAGUGUCCUCGCUAGUUAUGCACGUCUAGAGUGCGUUCUGCGUGUGUUGGUGGUGGUGGUGGUGAUAGGAAAAGCAACACAGCACAAAAAAGGGAUCGGAAAAGAAGUGCCGUGUGCCGUGUACGUCCGUUGUGUGUGCGUGAAAGGCCGGAGAAAGGAAGGGUACGGGCCGCAACAUGGACGAACGGUUGCUGAACGAUCUGCUGGAAUGUUCCGUCUGUCUGGAACGGUUGGAUUCCUCCUCGAAGGUGCUGCCCUGCCAGCACACCUUCUGCCGGAAGUGUCUCGAGGAAAUCGUUGCCAGCCACCAAGAACUACGAUGUCCCGAGUGUCGCGUCCUGGUCGAGGUGCGAAUCGACGAGCUGCCCCCGAAUGUCCUGCUGAUGCGAAUACUGGAAGGCAUGAAGACGGCGGAACUGAACAGCCAGAACACGAGCCAGACGACCAACGGCAGCGGCAAACCCACGUGCAAUCGCAAUCAAUCACAUGGCGCCGCACCAACGUCGAACGCAAAUGCGGUCAACUAUCAGCAGCAGCAGCAGCAGCACCAUCAACACCACCACCAGCAGCAACAUCCAUCAUCGGGGGGCGUGCAUGGUGCUAAAAUAGGCAAAUCGUCCAACGGGCAGGGUACGGCCGACGGCCAAUUGCAGCAACACCCGCACCAUCCAUCGCAUCCGCAGCAGCAGCAGCAUCAUCAACAUCCGCAUCAGCCACUGUCGCGUAUUAUUGCGUCGAGCGGCGUCACUGGCACGGGCCCGAAUGCAUCGCUCGAUCUGUCGAAAAUCCCACACGCCAAAGCGUUUUACGAUUUUUCCUCCAGCGAGACAAGCGAUAUAAGCUUCCGCAAGGGUGACAUUAUUAUACUGCGGAAGAAAAUCGACCACAACUGGUGCGUGGGAGAGGUGAACGGGAAGGAGGGUGCGGUGCCGCUGAACCACAUCAAGGUGAUCGUGCCGCUGCCGUUCCCGCAGUGCAAGGCGCUGUACGAUUUUCGCAUGGGCCCGACCGAGGAGGAGGGCUGCCUGACGUUCAAGAAGGGCGCCCUGAUACACGUGCUGCGGCGCGUCGACCAGAACUGGGCGGAGGGCCGAAUCGGGGACAAGAUUGGCAUCUUUCCGAUCUCGUUCGUCGAGAUGAACGGGCUGGCGAAGCAUAUGAUGGACACGGCACUGAAGCACAUAUUGAACAACUCGAAUCGAACCGUACCACCGACACCGUUCGAUCUAAAUGCCAGUAGUGCCACCAGCAGCAGCGACACGAGCUCCAGCGUAACGACCAGCCCCAACUCUUCCACCAGCACGACCAGCUCCAACUCGAGCACCGCGCCCAGCAGCCCGACGGCUCACUUCCUGCAGCAGCAGUCGCAGCCCGCCGCGGCGGCCGGCAGCAAGCAGCACCAGUCGAAGCGCUCCGAUCCGGCCAAUCGGGAAAAGCGUCACUCCCUCACCACGUCCGGGCUGUCGACGACGGCGACCGGUGGACCGUUGCAGCCGAGCCAGGCCGCACCGCACCGACAUUCGACGGAAAUGUUAAACACCGAAGCUGCUGCUGCUGCCGGAGAUACAAAACCUACCCGCCAAUCGAUUGAUGCGACGACGGCGGCUGCGGCAGCGCCAACGACGUCCUCGGCCACUGCCACGGCCUACCAGAAGUGUAACGCGACAAAAGCUAGUCAAAUGUACCAGCAGCAUCCGCAGCUGCCGACGAUGUACGUUGCGCUCUACCCGUACAAGCCGCAGAAACCGGACGAGCUCGAGCUGAAGAAAGGAGCCGUCUACUAUGUCACGGAACGGUGCCAGGAUGGUUGGUUUAAGGGUACAAACUGGCAGAAGAAGUCGGGCGUUUUCCCCGGCAAUUAUGUUGCCAUCCACAAAGGACGUGAUGGUGCUUCGUCUGCAACGCGCAACGCGAAUGCCCACUCCUCCGGCAAGACGAGCAACAUCUCCAGCCCGCAGCAGGCAGCCGGUGGUGGUGCAUCGUCCGCCCUGAACGGUUCCAACGGUGCCAUGAGCAGUCCAUCCAACGGUGGAUCGGCCUCUCCCCAACAACCGCUGCAGCUGCCCGAGCUGCCGCCACGUAAUACAACAAUCCCACAGCAGCAGCAGCAGGGCAUGAAGUAUAUUGAUUCCAUCUUCGGUCGUCAAGGUUCGCUGGACGGUGGUGGCCCGGGUUCACCCAAUAACGAACAGCAGCAACCGGCUGCAGGGCAGGAGGCCACCACGACACCGCCGGCAGCGGGCGGCGGAAAGGUAAAGAAGGACUCGUCGGCGGUCAGUUUGAUGAAGCGGCUGACCAACAUGAAGCGUUCGAAAUCGCCUACCGGUGGCUGUUCGGGCGGUACGGCCAAUCCGGCGUACACGAGCGACAGCUCGCUGUUCGAAGAGAUGGCCGGGGCGGCGGAUGCGGCAAUGCUCGCGUCCGGCGUUGGCUCAGCAGCACAGCUGGCCAAGCCACACUUUAAACAGAUCGCCAAUCCAGUGCACGUGAGGUCGGGCUCCUGUCCAAGUCAGCUGCUUCAGAAUUUACCGAUGGAUUUGAUGUUGAAUGGGGCGGGUGUAACACACUCUUCCCAGCAGCAGCAGCAGCAGCAGCAGCAGCAUCCCCAUCAACAGCAACAACAUCAUCAUCAACAGAAUCAUCCCGCUCUGGCAGGAGUGCGCGGUGAAAACGUUCCAAUGAUGUAUGGUUCCCAGCGUAUAAAACCGCACAAAGAGCGACCAUCGAUGCACGGGUUCAAAUAUGGCGAUCAUACCGUGGUGACGGCCAUGCCCAAACACAUCGCGCAUGAAGCGCCCGCCUCAACGUCCUCCUCCCAUAUGGUCGCGAAGCAGCAGCAACAGUCCCACAUCUACCACCGGAAGUCCCAAAGCCUGGACGCGUCCGCAAUCAUCUCGCAGCUCGGCCCAUCGCAGCACACGUCCGCCACUGCAAACGUGGUCCCAACAGUGGCCGCUAAUGGAACACCUUCCAAAACAUCCUCCAAGUCGUCCCAUUCGCAAACCGUUCGGGAGAGAUUCAAAUGCAUCGUGCCGUACCCACCGAACAGUGAGUACGAGCUGGAGCUGCGCGUCGGCGACAUUGUGAUGGUGCACAAAAAGCGUGAUAACGGAUGGUACAAAGGAACGCACGCGCGGUCGGGCAAGACGGGCCUAUUCCCAGCGUCGUUCGUCGAGCCGGACAUCUGAUACGGUGCGGACAAGCACUACGGUGCCGUCCGGCAAGUACAACAGCAGCAACUGUGGAACAACUAAAGUGCAACACAUGUACCUUCGAGGAUGGUUCGAGAAACCCCCUGAAUUGCUUUUCCUGAACUUUCCUUUCGGACCCGUUGGUUUGGUGAAAUGAAAAUGGUUGAAUUAUAUUUAGGUGCUUGUUUGCUGAGAGAAUUGUCCGGACCACCUUAGAAAAGAUGAUAUUGUCGAUCGCGAAAUGAAACAAAGAACUGAGUUGAGUGUGAGCGAAGCGCAUAUUCCAGUACGCGGUACUCUCUACGCAAUAGUAGCAUUUAAUAGAACAGUAUUGUGUUAUACUUAUACACCGGUCGUCGGUUACGAUCUUCCAAUGAACUCCUCAUAUAUGCAUGACUGUUACAUUUUACUGUUGAUCGGUGCGUGAAGAUCGGUUAGUCUAAAAUCGUUUGAUAUCUUGAUGGUAAAUUGAAUCUCUCUCUCUCUCUCCGCCCCUUUCUUUAUGCUAAACUAAACUCCCGUCAUGACCCAGCGAUCGGCGAUAUAAUAGGUGCUUUUUUUACAUUCGUUUCCCUCCCAUCCAAUGCAAUUUUUAUGUGUGAGUAAUUUCUUUCGACGGUGCUGAGAUGUUUUACAAUUAGUUUUUCAUAGUUUUUCACGCUAGGUGUAAGCAAAUUUAAAGAUUAUUUACGCUAUAUUAUUAGUUCGCCAUACAUCUUAAACGAGACUUUAUUGUUUCUGUUAACAAACAAAAAAACUUUAAUCCGUAUACUAUUAUGCUAACAAUUUUAACUGAAUAGUUUUAUCUCUUUUUUUAAAUUGCAUAUUGCAGCGGGAAGGUGGUGCAGAAUCACCCUGUGUUUCUUUUAGCUAUUAAAUACUCAGCUCAAUAUACUAUCAAACAGGCAUGAUGCGGUAAUAUCUAUCAAAUAGAUUGUAAUCGCUUUCGGCAAAACGCAACAGCCAUGGGCGCAAAGAAAGGGAUAAUUGUACAGAUUUAUUAGGAGGAAAAAACAAACAAACAAAAAAGGAUACCUUUAUUUCGGCAACUUUCCCCGUACUCUAAAACACUAUCGACAACUACUUCUUGUUCGUUAUCUGUGAAAGUGUGUGAUUGAAUUUUAGCAUAUUUUAAAUUGUACAAAAAGCAGGAGCAAAAUCCAACAACAAAAGAUACUAAAAACUGUUUUCUCGCAUGAGAGUGGUGGGGGAUGAGAUAGAGGACAAAAGUAAAACACCCCAAAAUAGUUUGAUAUGUUUGUGCGCUGUGCUGGAAAAUGCAAACAAGCUCAGUUUAGGCGUAAAAAAAGCGAAAUAAGGCACGGAAUUACGGUUAAAAAUUACGUGCAGCUGAAGGGAGCAGCAUAAAAGAACACUGUUAGGAAAAUUGUAUAUGUGUGUAGUGUUUGGGUACUACCUUUGUUAUGUUGAAACAAAACGUAAAGGAAAAUGAACGCUGGUGUCUAAUACUAUUGAUGAGGAAUAGAAGCAGAAGAAGAAGAAGAAGAAAUCACGCACAUAUAUUUAGUUUAGCAAACUCUACUAGCCAUAGUGUUGAGGGAAGAAUCUUCGAUAAAAAUGGAAGGCGUCGCAAGCACAAAUACUGGAUACGGAUUUAUAACAACAACAGAGGAUGACAGACACUAGUCUAAAAAAAAAACAAAUCGAGCAAAUCGUUACAUGUUGAUGUUACUGAUUAGAUAACUUACAUCUCACGUCGUUUUCGAUCAUUUUGAUAGAGACAAAUGAAUGUCUGUGUGCGUGCGUGUGUGUGUGUCUGUGAGAGAGUGCAGCGUUCCUUCGCCAUGUAAUACAGGUUAAAAAAGAAACAGAGAUAGAGAUCUUAUCUUAGAACACCAAAAUUCGUCACAAUUUUGGACAAAAACAACUCACAACCAACUCCAUCCAUCCCGUCGUUUAAUGCGGCCAUUUAUAUAGGUACUGACUGUGCAUGAUUGGCGGUAGAAAAGGAAGCGGUGAGAGAUAGUAGCAAUGUAAACGAUAUUGGACUGAUUUUGUUUCUUUAAGGAAAUGGAAAAGAGAGAAAAAAUAAGCGCCUCCCAAUGUGUUUAGUCCUAUGGCACACUUACAGCGAUGGCGGGUUGUGUGUGUGUGUAAGUGUGUACCUAAAUUAGACAGAUUCGUAACACCCGCUACGUACUAUUUGUCAGUGGAAUAUACAAGGUAUAGCUAAUAGAUCUGAUCGACAAAUGCGCAAUAGAAAAAUGAUUCGAGAGACUAAAGGGUAUCGUUUGUAUCUGUAUCUGUCUGUCUGUGUCCAAUCUGUGUGUAUGUAUGUGUGUGUACGUGUGCAUGUAUUUUCUUGGACAGAACAAAACAUACCACAGAGUAUUAGUGUGGUAAUUUAGGUGAAAUAAAACGAGCAACAAAUUCGAAAAUAAGGGUAGAA
Molecule: messenger RNA, 6761 nt
Organism: Anopheles gambiae (African malaria mosquito)
Lineage: Eukaryota; Metazoa; Arthropoda; Insecta; Diptera; Culicidae
Gene: POSH
Product: E3 ubiquitin-protein ligase SH3RF3
Exons: 10
Coding region: 1337-4348 (1003 amino acids)
Molecular function (GO): protein binding; metal ion binding
Source: RefSeq, a predicted model, not a curated record